AUGGGACGUCCCUCUUCUGCCGCCGGGAAAGGCGGGUGCUGGACGUGUCGAUUGCGACGAAAGAAAUGCGAUGAGAUCCGAGAAGGCGAUUCGUGCCAGACGUGUCGAAGGUUGCAGCUGAAGUGCCUCGGGUGGGGCCCGAAGAGACCUGAGUGGAUGAGGGACAAGGACGCCGUCGCGCAAUACAAGGCUGAAAUCAAGGCUCACCUCCUCAAACUCGGCCUCAUCCGCGGCCAGCCCCGUUCCAACUUCAUCCAAACCAUCCCUUCCACAUCAACGGGUUCCUCGGCCCCACCACUCAGCCGUCAUCACUCUGGCGGUGAACUCCAGUCAUCCUUCCGCCACGACCGCCAUGACCAACGCCAGCAAAUCACGCUCAGCCCACAGUCCCGUGGACAUUCGCUGGGACUCGGACUGGGUUUGGGACAAGAACAUAGCCACGGAGGGAUGGGCCACGCCGAGUUUGGCCAUGGGGGUGUGUUCGGCUUCGAACAUACGCCGCCUCUGGACAUGAACUUCCCAUCAAACGCUGUGACAGGUCACGAUGUUUCUGCAAUGUCGUCCGCCUUUGAUUUCCCUAGUACGAACAUGGGUGCUGGUUCGCUUUCUUCUUUGGCUGGGACGAACCUUCCUCUUUCUGCAGCGACUACCCCGACCGGCUUACUGGGAUUCGAUACGGAUCAUGUCGUUUAUUAUUUCGACAACGUGAAGGGUCUGCAAUACCUCUUCUCGACAAAACAGGCAAUGGAUGCCUUGUACGCUACGCUUACCGAAGAUCCCUCGCACUCCCUCACGGACGCCGUCUGCGCUAUCGCCAGCCUGCACUAUAACCGCACACAACCUGCUUCCCUUCCUUCCUCCUCCAUGAAUCAUCCUCCAGACGACACCCUCGCCCACUUCUUCCACUCCCAAGCCGCCUAUCCGCUCACCUCCAUCUCCCAACGAGGCCUACACUCCCACAUCACCGAAUACGACGUGAUGACGGCUUUGCACCUCGUCAGUUACUCGCUGGCGAGCGUAGGCGGGAAGGUGGUGAACGGGUCGACGGGAUGGGGAGGAAUGGCGGAUUUCGCGAUUGAGUGGUUGACGCAGACGAACUUGCAUCUAGAAGAUAAUCCGAAGGAAGCCAUGGCGAAGAUGAGUCCGAGCGGCGCAUUCGCCGUGAGAGCGACGAUGUGCAUCGACAUCUUUAUGAGCCUCACCAUCAGGCAGCCGCCCCGACUUCUCGCACUCUACCGGCGCCUCUUGGGUGACGGCAACAGCGGGAACAACGGAGGCAACGGCUGUGGGGUGGAGCAGCUCAUCGUCUGCACGGAUGGCGUCCUGCUAGCACUAGCUGAGAUGGCCGCUCUGGCGCAUUGGAAGGCGCAAGAGACCCGCAACAACUCGUUGAGCAUGCGAGAGCUGGUUGCGCGCGGCAACGCGAUAGAACGGUCGCUCAGCCAGCAUAGGGAUAUGUCCGUCGACAUCUCGCUCGCCACAUUCGGAGAUAUGCACCGUGAUAGUGCGGGGAUGAUCGAGGAGAUGUCGAGGAAGUUGGCCGCUGCGAUUUGGUUCGAGGCGGCGAUGAUGUACUUGAAUUCAAUCUUGAGCGGGCCUUGUCCUAGCGUACCGGAGAUCACGAGCUCAGCCAACACGAUCAUGCAUCUAUUGCAACGACUGCCCACAACGAACCUGGACCGUGCUUUGUUGCUGCCGUUGGGCAUCGCCGGUGGCCUGAUGGACGACCAGCAGCAGCGAAUGACGGUUAGGAAUAGACUGUUAAGAUUCGGGGAGGAUAAUGUGAACGUACGGCAGAUUGUAGGGUUGAUGCUGGCGGUGUGGCAGAGACGGGAUUCUACUGGCACAGUGGUUGACUGGCGAGACGUUAUGCAGGAGCAGGCUCUGGCGCUGUUGUUCAUGUAA
This is a messenger RNA of Stereum hirsutum FP-91666 SS1, 1905 nucleotides long. RefSeq lists its product as uncharacterized. The transcript is spliced from 11 exons. Gene Ontology annotation, molecular function: zinc ion binding; DNA-binding transcription factor activity, RNA polymerase II-specific; transcription cis-regulatory region binding. Gene Ontology annotation, biological process: positive regulation of transcription by RNA polymerase II. Gene Ontology annotation, cellular component: nucleus. The record is from RefSeq and is a predicted model, not a curated record. Bases 1 to 1905 code for a protein of 634 amino acids. Lineage: Eukaryota; Fungi; Basidiomycota; Agaricomycetes; Russulales; Stereaceae.